AGGGGAUAUUUUGAACGUCACCUCAUUUUUCCGAUUACAUUCUACCCAUUUGCAAUCUUGACAGUUGAAGUAGUUGGUUUGGUAGUGAGCUUGUGCAAGUGUAUAAUAUUAGUACAAUUAAGUGUAAUGUUUUAUUCGCACAGUAAAUACUAGAAAUAAAUUUACAGAUUAAUAUUGAAAAUUUGGGUGAAGUAGAGGAAAAUACGUAGAAUUGUAAAACAAGAUCUCGAGCUGUUUCUGUAUUCAUCCUACUCCACCUAGGAGGUACGUAGCUAGUGGAAUUGAUUAGAACAAUAAUUUUUCAACUUCUCUACUAGUCGAGUCUGAGUUUUGGUUCUUUAAUUAUGUCUCUGAAUGUGAAUGUUGGAAUACUGAAUUGCAUUUUUGACACCUGUAAGGCUCGGGUGGAUGUUAGGGUACGGGUCAUUUGAUGGACGCGAAGGCAACCGAUUGCUCCAUCUUAUCAGACUCCUGUCAUUACACGAACAGGUAGUACUAGCAGUAUUUUCAGGUUGAGUUACAACUAGUACUGGAUUUUUGGUGCAGCUGCAACGAUUUUUCCUUCAUUAUAUAUAUUCGUAUUCAAGAAUUUGAAUUUACUUUUUCGUUCAAUUGUUCACAUUCACAUUCAUCGUAGUUGUAGUUGGUCUAAAAUAAACCGAAGAUAGCAUGAAUCAACAAAAUGUUCGAUUCUUCGUACAAAAACGCGCAGCAGUCUCAGCUUUUUUUUGAGUUGCGCAGGGCCCAAGAUGAUGCUUCAGCAGCAAAAGCACGCACCACCGCGAAGAACAAGGUCUCGCCUGGGAGUGGGAAGAUGCAAUUGCAGGCCUUCGUGAUCUUGCGUCCCUUGGACGACGUCACCGCCUUUGAUGGCGAUGUUGUGGUAACCAGCACCAACGCGUGGCUUCAGGGCAUCAAUUAAGAGUAGGUUAAAGGUGCUUUUGUUCUUACCGCUUUUUAUGUCUCUGUCUCCUAAGGGAGAAAGGCAUAACAAGCGGGGUAAGUUCCCGCGAGCACCAAAAGGCUACCUCUAAAUCAAGAACGGUGGGCUUUACAGCGUAUUGGACUUUCCUACUGGUGGAGCAGAUGCCAAGUUGCAUUCGUUGCACCCAGAUUUGGCCGUUAACUCGAGGAAAGCCUUGGUGGCGAAGCGUGACCGGACGAAGCGCAGACUGCGUAGAGAAGCAGAUGCGGUGAAAAGGGGGGAAGUGGACAAAGGAGCUUACCAACAAAUGCUGACACCCAGAGGUGGUGGCUAUUACGCCAGAGCAGAAAGCAAUUUUUCACCAACUCAUCUUGGGAGUGGUGGAACGCAGUCGCAGCAAGCAAAUCAUGCAAAUCAUGAUUUGUAUACGCCACGUUCCGCCAUCAGUCAACGCAGUGACAACAACUAUAUUUACGCUAGUCCCGCGGUUCUGACGCCAGUAAGCUCGGUUCAGGCAGAUAAUUCUACCGAUAAUGACGACGAAAUGUUCAACGACAAAACCAACAGUCGGUCAAUAAAGCAACAGCGGUUGGCGAGUCCAAGAGAUAGCGAUAACAAGAGCGGCAGGGGUGGAACGGGAGGCAAGAACCUAGGUCCGAGAGCAAAUAGUUUAGAUCCAGCAGCUCGGGGCAUGCAUUCUCCACGAGGGGAGCGCAGUGCAAGCAAAGAAGUGAGUCGGCGGUCAACUUUGGACCCAGCGGCCUUGGGUCAUGGAGGGGGCAAAGAUGUGACCCGCCGUACCACACUGGAUCCUCAAGCGCUGAUGGGUGGUGCCAGUCCUGCAGUAAGUCGUAGCGCGAGCAAACAAAGCAACGUGUCCAAUAGGAGCAAUAGCAAGACCAGUAACGUAGUCGAACAGCAGGUGUCGUUUUUGGAGAAAACAACCUAUGCGCCGAAACCAACGAAUCACGUAAGCAGUCGUACUCCAAGUCGAGGAAACCCGAAUUUUGGACAUCGAACACAUCACAACCAAGUAGAAGGGAACCACAAAACAGCGCUUGCUUUUGCUAGUACGUCUAGUACCUGUAGCAGUGAGGACGACGAUAGAUUGGAUAUGAUGUCCGAGAUGCCUUCAGAUUGCACUGCUCCUGGUCGUUUUGACGAACAUAUGGAAAUAAUGCCACUGUUGAUGUUGGACAAUGAUAGUAGACGUACAGUUGUAAGACCACGAUCAUCAGGUAGUACAAACUCAAACAGCUGUGGUAGUAGUACAAAAAUUUUAUCCACUUCCACGGUUGGAGGAAAAGGAAGCACUUUCACUUGUAAAACGGGUCGUGAAGUAGUGGAGGAGUCAUAUCUCUCGCGUCUUACCCUUGGAUUAAUGCCGAGCACGAGCACCUUUAUAACGUUGUACGAGGGCAGGCACGCAGAGCCAGGCAGUGUUACGGCUCACCACAUUGACAUCGCAUUCUCCACCUCCAUUCUUCUUGGCCUUCUUCUUAUAAAUGAAAAAAAGCAGGUGGUCAUUCAAGAGAGAUCAUCAUCAUGUUCUGAAGAAUGCAAUAACUCAUACGUUCUAACAUCAGUGGCGGAGUGGAUACUAGUCGCGGUUUUGUAUCGCCACGACUGUCUCCUAAUGCUGACCGAAGUCCAGUCAACAGUCGGCAAGUGAGCAAGCAAAGUGGGCGAUCUUCCAACUUGGACCACCUACUGGACGACGGCUUGCCCUGGGACAACCCGAAUCACCCGAACAACAGGAAAAACGAGCAGGACGAGCUUAGGCCCAAAUUAAGGCUAGAAGAAAUCCAUAACUUUCUCUGGCAUCCUCGUCCCGUUUUUAAAGGGAAAUAAAGGAGCCUCACGAUGCUGCUGAAGAUGGAUUUCUUCUACCUCUAACCAAAGGCCCAACCGUGUAUCAUGUCAAACACAGGAGGAUGGUGAAGCCGGGCUUGGGGGGAAGACCUGACGAUUCGGGGGAAGCGCCGGACCACGAUAUGAUGGAUCACUUGCAGGCCGUGAUCGAUAGCGGGAACGACAUCGCAGUCCUCGGUGACGUAGCCGAUCGUACCGCCAACGCCGCUCCAGGAAGCAAGAACUACAGACCGGCGUACUUGUUAACCCCACGGGAUCAAAACCCUCUGGCAAGAACGACCGGAGGUAGCAAUACGAAUGGGCCCAUACUUUCUGUUACUUCGACAUCGACAGCAGCGACCACUUCUGCAUCCUCCAACAUUGGGGGAGGAAACAACUACGGUUCUUUAGGUAGCGUCUACGAGAACAACACACAUCAGGGCGGACCGUCGCCACGCACCCAGACAAAGCAUCGCGCAGUCCAAAAGUCUAAUGUCCGCAGGAAAGCGGAGGAUGGGCGAACCGACGUGGUUCGAUUGGAACUGGGUGAAAUUGUGGAGACCGAAAUUAUAGUAGAGGCGGAUAGCUCAGCAACAGCAGUCCACCGGAAUGCCCAGUUCUCAUCGGGUCUAGCCAAGGCACAACGCGUGCUUCACACGUGCUUGCCGGUCUAUCCAGCAGACGGAGGAAACUCUGACAAUACUGCCGCACGCCCGUCACAAUCACUGAGCCCAGAACAGGACCCGACGAGUCCUGAGUUUAGAAUCGACUUAAGUAUUGACAAGCACACAGUGCACGAUCGCUCUCCCGAGGCUAAAAAGCUACGCGCGUCAAAGCGGCAAGCAUUGGAGGAGCAAGUCGGCUCAGCGGAAGUCGCGAACACGUUAUUGCGGGAAGUGUACCACGACACACUCUAUUGGUCUUUGUUCGGAGACCCCCUAGCAGAGUCCAAGAGCAAGCAGCAGCUGUUGCAACUGCAUUCAAAACCGGACUUGCACAUGUGCUAUCCGGCACUCGGCUGCGGCGCGCGACGCUAUCCACCUGCUGUGUCCGCAAGGAUGGCGGUCCAAGGAUGGCUCGAGAGUUUAGAGCAAGACCUGAGUUUAUAUCAGCAAUUGCACCAACUCCAGGACGCCGAACUUCCGAGAGUAGUCACCAUCGAGGUCAGGUUUUCGAAGAACACCGCAGUGUAUAAAGAAUGGUCAAGAGUGUGCUUUGAGAUGCUGUGCCAAUGCUCGGAUAAGGUACAUCGCGCAGCAGUCGCGAGCGCGAUGGACCAACACGCUGGAGAAAGAGGAGGAGCACACCCAGGUAUGCCACAACGACCCGUAGCACAAGCCCCCAAGGCUGAAAGACAGAAAAAACUUUGCUGUUUUGGCUAAUUCUAAUACCCUUUAUUUCCACGAGGGAGUAAGUAGUAAGUUAUAGAUUGACUACACUAGCAGAAGCAGAUCCAGAUGAGUCUGCAAAGCAAAGUCAUUCCUAUUUGUUUUUCCAAUUGAUGUGUCUUAUUUUACAUACAUACUACUAUUAGUUCAUCAAUCAUGUUAGUUAGUCGUGUGAGAAAGAAGUCGAUUGAAGAGCGAGUGCGAGAGUCGGGAAGCUCUCAAUCGUCUUUCGAACGAGAUGAUGCAAUGGUGACAAGAACCAGAACGUACAACAUUGGUUUUAUAUUGAUUCAAUUACUAAGACAGCGUGUAGAAAAGGCACUACAUCUUAAUCGUGAUCUUCAUCAUUUUCAUGUUUUUAUCAACAUCAUUCGUUAUUUUUCGAGAAAGUGAUUCCAUCGUAUUGAGAUCCCAAACAAGAUUUUUCAGCACCUAAGAAUAUGAUCAGUACAACAAAAAAGACUAAGUUUCUAAAUCUAUAGCAACUAUUCUGCAAGAAUCUAUGGAUCUACUCUUACUAUGCGUCAUUCCAACCCUGUGUAUCACGCAAUGUCUUUGCAUUUCAACAACCGCAUUGACGAACCACGAUGAUUAUAGAGUCAACGAGAUCUGUCCGUCACAUGCAU
Molecule: messenger RNA, 4790 nt
Organism: Amoebophrya sp. A25
Lineage: Eukaryota; Dinophyceae; Syndiniales; Amoebophryaceae
Source: the annotation of a GenBank genome assembly